AUGGUCCGAAACAUCGUGGUCAUUGGUGGCACGUCCCACCCGCAACUGACUCAGACUAUUUGCGGCGUUCUGGGCAUCCCUCCUGCCGAUGUCCUGCUUUCGAAAUUCGCCGUGGGCGAAACCCGAGUUGAGAUCAAAGAAUCUGUCCGUGAAAAGGAUGUCUAUAUCAUACAAUCUGGUGGCGGGAAAGUGAACGACCACCUCUUGGAACUGUUGAUUACCAUCUCGGCUUGCAAGACGGCCUCCGCGAAGAGAGUCACUGCUGUUCUGCCCCUAUUUCCGUAUUCCCGUCAGAGUGAUAUCCCCUACAACAAGGCCGGGGCGCCUCUGGUAAAGUCAUCGGUUAGUGGAAAGCCGGGUUCAGCCGGUGGCUAUACCUUCGAAAGCACCCCCUCAACCCCGCAUCCCGGAAAGCCCGAGAGUGGGAGCCUCCUCAACAGCGUUGACAACCUGCAGAAGGGUCUUGCAAAGGCGCAGUUGGAUGAGCUUAACAAUGGCAGUCCCGUCAAGAAACGCUCAUCCAAUGGGCUCCCUCGCAGCGACACAAUCGAUUCGAUGAAGUCCAUUCUCGCCAAUGGAAAUGUCUCUGACGACAGCGCGGUCAAGAUCAACAACUUCCAACCCCGUCCUGGUUACAAACAAUGGGUAGCUCAGGCCGGUACCUUAGUGGCCGACUUGCUCACCUGUGCGGGUGCAGACCACAUCAUCACGAUGGAUCUGCAUGAUCCUCAGUACCAAGGCUUCUUCGAUAUCCCGGUUGACAAUUUGUACGGACGACCUCUCCUCAAGAGCUACAUCCAGCGCAAUAUCCCCAACUAUAAGGGUACAGUGAUUGUCAGUCCCGAUGCCGGUGGUGCCAAGCGAGCCACGGCCAUUGCCGAUUCUAUGGGCAUGGAGUUUGCUCUAAUUCACAAGGAACGACGCCCUACGCGAAUCACGGAACGUCAAAACGCCACGAUGAUGUUGGUUGGAGACGUGAAGGACCGCACAACGAUUCUCAUCGAUGACCUUGCGGACACGUCGAAUACCAUCACUAGGGCCGCGAAGCUUUUGAAGAAAGAGGGCGCUGCCCAAGUCUAUGCACUGGUCACGCACGGAAUCCUGAGUGGGGAUGCAAUUGACCGCAUCAACGCCAGCGCUCUCGACAAGGUCGUAGUCACCAACAGUGUGGACCAAGCAGAUCACCUACGACGAUGCCCCAAACUGGAAGUUUUGGAAGUUGGUCAUGUCUUUGCAGAGGCCAUCCGCCGAGUCCAUCAUGGAGAAAGUAUCAGCGUUCUCUUCCAGUACGACUGA
Messenger RNA from Aspergillus tanneri, 1296 nucleotides. It is a transcript of the gene PRS5, whose product is annotated as ribose phosphate diphosphokinase subunit PRS5. Lineage: Eukaryota; Fungi; Ascomycota; Eurotiomycetes; Eurotiales; Aspergillaceae. The coding region runs from base 1 to 1296 and encodes 431 amino acids. Gene Ontology annotation, cellular component: ribose phosphate diphosphokinase complex; cytoplasm. Gene Ontology annotation, biological process: 5-phosphoribose 1-diphosphate biosynthetic process; purine nucleotide biosynthetic process. Gene Ontology annotation, molecular function: ribose phosphate diphosphokinase activity; magnesium ion binding. The transcript has 3 exons. The record is from RefSeq and is a predicted model, not a curated record.